Messenger RNA from Chelonoidis abingdonii (Abingdon island giant tortoise), 3192 nucleotides. It is a transcript of the gene AS3MT, whose product is annotated as arsenite methyltransferase. Gene Ontology annotation, molecular function: arsenite methyltransferase activity. NCBI's taxonomy places the organism in Eukaryota, Metazoa, Chordata, Testudines, Testudinidae. Gene Ontology annotation, biological process: toxin metabolic process; arsonoacetate metabolic process. The record is from RefSeq and is a predicted model, not a curated record. Gene Ontology annotation, cellular component: cytosol.
CUAACUCUAGGGCGGGGCGGGGGCGGAGUCCGCUGUCCGUCAGUUCGGCAGCAGUUGCGAGCAUGGCUGCCCCAUCUGGAGAGCAGAUUUACAGAGAGGUGCAGGAUUAUUAUGGUAAAGAUUUGCAGAAAUCAGAGGAUCUGCAAACCAACACCUGCGUCACCUUGGCUAGGCCUUUGCCCACGUUCAUAAAGGAGGCUCUGAAGUGUGUCCAUGAUGAUGUUGUGUCAAGGUACUAUGGCUGUGGCCUGGUGAUCCCACAGUGCCUGGAGACCUGUUGGAUAUUGGGUCUGGGGAGUGGGAGUGGCAGGGAUUGCUAUAUGCUGAGUAAACUAGUUGGAGAGAAAGGGCAUGUCACUGGAAUAGACAUGACCGACGCCCAGGUAGAAGUGGCAAAGAAGCACAUUGACUAUCACAUGAAGAAAUUUGGCUACCAGGUGCCUAACGUGGACUUCAUCCAUGGCUACAUGGAAAAGCUGGGAGAUGCUGGCCUUAAAGAUGAGAGUUAUGAUAUAGUUAUCUCAAACUGCGUGAUUAACCUCUCGCCUGAUAAGAGAGCAGUCCUGCAGGAGGCCUAUCGAGUGCUAAAGGCUGGUGGAGAGAUGUAUUUCAGCGAUGUCUAUGCCAGCUGUGACCUGCCUGAGGACAUCAGGAAACACAGGGUCCUCUGGGGCGAGUGUCUGGGAGGAGCUCUGUGGUGGAAGGACCUCUACAGAAUUGCUGAGGAAGUUGGAUUCUGCCCACCGCGCUUGGUGACUGCCAGCCGAAUAACCAUCAAUAACAAAGAACUAGAGAGUGUCAUCGGUGACUGUCAGUUUGUCUCUGCGACUUUCCGUCUCUUCAAAGUCCCCAGGAAAGGUGCGGCCGAGCGGUGCCAGGUUAUUUACAAUGGCAGGGUCACUGGGCAUGAGGAAGAGCUGGAGUUUGAUGCCAAUUUCACAUUCAAGGAAGGGGAGGUUGUGGAAGUGGAUGCAGAAACUGCAGCCAUUUUACGGAGCUCCAGGUUUGCCGAGGAAUUCCUGAUCCGACUGGCUGCAGGGAGGGCACCUGGGGGCUGUUGUCCUGCAAAAGUAAAGGAAAAGAUCGUUGAUCCAUUCCAAUUAGUGGAGCAUCUGGAAGCAAAGGAUCUUGCUCCCAAGCCAGCGGGCUGCUGUGGCCCCAAAAGGUGCUGCUGAAAAGCUGAGUAUCCACCAGCAGGAGCCAGCAGAGCAGAGGCUGAAGAAUCAGAGCUGUUUUUGUUACUCAUCGCUGAGCAGCAAUUAAAAAUUAAUAGCAGGGGUAACAAAGCAGAGCACUGCAUGGCUUCGCAGCCAUGCACAGGUACUGCAGAAUGAGAUGAAAUAAACCCCAGCUGUCCCCUGGGUUCCAGCCCUGGUGCAUGGCUGCAAUCAGAAGAUAGCGCGUUUAUUUGUACACACCAUGUUAAUGGUUAAGAGCAAACCCAGCUCUGAUCAAGCCACUAGGAAGAUCUAAUGGAACUUAGUUAACUGCAGGGGCACGAAACUGACCAGUGCUUUGUCUAACUCAGAAUGGGCUCUAAUGAGGCUGGAUCCCAGGAAUCAAAAUUAUGUACUGAGGCCAUUUUUGACCAGCCAACCUCUUGUAAGGCCCAGGGCAGAUUCUGAUGGAAUAUGUUCUUCCCAGGUUGCAGUGUGUCCCUGGAGUCAUUCCCUGCCUCGAGGCUUACACUGUCCCUUUUCCUUGCCUUGCCCAUGUGGGAAGUGCAGCUCUAGCCUUACUCUGCGCCUAAAGCCUCCCAGUGCGCUGGGGAAGCAGGAAGCUCCCAUGGUGCUCUGCAGUGCACCCCCUUGCAUGGCAUUCCUCCUUCCCACAGUGGAACUUCAUGGGUCUGUUGCCUUCAGCCUCUUCCCUGAGUAAGCACUCUUAGGCUGUGUGCUGAAGGCGCCUAACUGCUUUUUGUGGCUUGGGAUGCGGUGACUGGUUACAUAUCUGGCCAUUCAAAUGGAACCGCUCCCUUUGGUAGGGCGGCCCUGACCUUGAGGGCUAGAUGGGUCAAGCACUGCAGGGAGCCUCUCUCCUCUGCUGCUAGCUCAGAGCAGGGAAGGUCAAACCAGGCCCCGGCCAUGUGUAAGAAGAUGUAACGUGCUCAGUGGCAGCAUCCGGCAGCCAGUAAAUCUCACGCUGCAUCUAGGGCAAAUCGCAGGCAGACGCCUGGCAGGAUAGAGGAGAUGAGGAGAAGCACCUGGGGUCCGGGUGGAGGGGAGAGGAGACAGAGAGAGAUCAAUUGUGAAUAAUAGCAAGGAAUCGCUUUCCCGGUGCCAUGGGCCCAGCACCUACCACAGCUAGUCUAAGGGCAGAUCCCAUCUCUCUGUUCACCCAGCAUCUCUAGAGAAAGGCUCUGCCUUAGGAGGGGCUGAGCGCCCUCCCCUGGUGGAGUGAGUGGAAACUGAGAGCCCUCGGCCUCUCGUGGGGGGUGCUUGGUAAGCAGGGCUAUGGCCCCACUCCCCCCCAGCUUGUAGGAGAACACGCUUCCUUUCCUGGCUGCGGGGGCCCGAGGAGGGUUGGGGUUACAAAUGGGGAAUCCCCCUGGCGGCAGGAGUUGCUGUUACACUCGGCACCAUCUAGUAUCAGCCUCUAGAGCCAUCUAUUGCUCAUGGCUGAGCACUACCCACCUGCCGCUUCCUAACAGCUGAAUAGGUCUUUUGGCCCAAACACUGCAGGUCUUUCUGUAGGUGUUGCAGGGAGAGGAGCAUUGUAACCAGACGGUGGCCUUGCGGAACCUGGAGAACUGUAGCGCUUGGAUCUGAAGUCUCAGGGACUGGUGGGGCGCCGCUGGUCAGAGGGGAGCGGGGACUCUUGAAAAAGAAUCUGGAUCUGGGGCUAAAUAACUCCUUCCGGACCACCCACAGAAGGGAAAAGCAUUGCAGCGUUGAAGGGGGCUGCUGCUGGGAUGCAGGUAAACCCCCCUCCACACUGCUCAUGGCAACUGACGGGGAACUGGACUUAUUUUAUACCGUUUUGAAAUAGUGGGGAUCCUUACACAAGAAGCGUAAGGAUCAAAACUUGACAGCUGCAUUUGUAAAUACAGCUAACCUUGCAGUGGUGUAUGUGACAGGAAGAGGACUGAGAGCUGCGCAAAGGCUGACACCUGAUGGCCACAAGGUGGCAUGGCAUGUGCUGCUGAUCUUUCUCCCAAUUUCACACAGUAAAAACAUUUUUCCUUUAAAAUUC